AUGCCAAAGAAGAGAAUUCCAAUAGAUGAAUUAGAUUUUGAAGAAAGACAAGAGGAAUUUGUAGAAAACAGACCAUCACCUAGUAGAAAGAAGAGAAAAGUUAAAGGUCAAAGAGAUUCAGAUGAUGACUAUGAAGAAAAUGGGGAAACUGCGACACCAAAUAAUAAUCAAGAUUCAAAUGGUCCCGAUCUAAAUGCUAGUCUCGAUGAUGAAAUACAACAUUACGUAAAUAGAUUUAUUAGAGUUUGUUUAACUAAAGAACUAAAAGGUCAAUUUAUUAGAAAAGAACAAAUUAGAGAAUCAAUAUCAUGUUCAAAUAAAAAAAUAUCAACUGAUAAAAUUAUAACUCAAACUAAUAAGAAAUUGGAUGAAAUAUAUGGAUUACAAAUAAUAGAAACUCCAAAUGUUGAAAAGAAAGAAAAGACAAAGAAAAAAACAUCUAUAAAUUCCACCAGUUCAGCGAAAAAACCAUAUGGUUUAGUUUCAACUUUGAAACCAAAAUGCAAAGAAGUCUUAGGAGAAUUAUGGAAUAAAAAUACAGGUAAAUUAAAGAAAGAAAUCAAUUCAACUCAAUUUUUCCUUCCCAAGUAUGAAAAAUCAAAUCUUCCGAUUUCAAAUAUUGAAUUAGUUAAAAGUGGGAUGAUGAUAUUGAUUGUUUGUCUAAUCAUACUUAAUGAAAAUCAUUUAUACGAAAUAAAUUUAAUUAAAUAUUUGAAAAAGUUUGGUAUUUCUGAUAGUGUUAAUAUUAAAAAUUCAAAUAUAAGUAUGAAUUUACAAGAGUUUCUUAAAGAUUUAGAGGCCAGGAAUUAUCUUAAUAAAGAAGUAAUGAAGGGAGCUACUGAAGCAGAUAAUCUAAUUGAUUAUUCAUUAGGUAGAAGAAGUUUAAUUGAAUUUAGUCCGGAAGAUUGUUUUCAAUUUAUUAAAUUAAUAUAUGGUGAUGAUUUUAGUACUACAAUUGCAGAAAGAUCAUUAGUUACAAUACAAAGAUGUUAUAAUGUGUUGUUAGAAAUGGAUAAUACAAAUUUAAAUACUAAUGAAAAUUCACUAACAAGUACACCAACACCACAACCAAUGUAA
Molecule: messenger RNA, 1077 nt
Organism: Insectozyma verbasci
Lineage: Eukaryota; Fungi; Ascomycota; Pichiomycetes; Serinales; Debaryomycetaceae
Source: the annotation of a GenBank genome assembly